Blastomyces gilchristii SLH14081 is the source of this 4313-nucleotide messenger RNA. RefSeq names its product 5-amino-6-(5-phosphoribosylamino)uracil reductase. Gene Ontology annotation, biological process: riboflavin biosynthetic process. Bases 252 to 2252 code for a protein of 666 amino acids. Lineage: Eukaryota; Fungi; Ascomycota; Eurotiomycetes; Onygenales; Ajellomycetaceae. Gene Ontology annotation, molecular function: 5-amino-6-(5-phosphoribosylamino)uracil reductase activity. The transcript is spliced from 2 exons. The record is from RefSeq and is a predicted model, not a curated record.
UUUUUUUUUUUUUUUUUUUUUUUGGCUUUUUCAGGUUGUGAUACUUCUCUUCGUCGUUCUUUCACCCCUGCAUCACCGCUUCUAAGCUCCCACCAUUUCAAAACCGCUGGAACUAUUUAAGCCUCCAAGCUUUCGUUCAGGCCAAUAAACUACCACCACGACUUUUUCUCCCAGAAGGGCUAGAAACCCUCAGUGCCAUUAUAUCUACUCCGUACUCGUGCUUGAACCUUUUAGUAACCAACGGGGUAGCCAUGGACGAAGGGGGCGCUAGUACAGCACCUGGCUCCCCUCAGUCGCGGUCCUCGAGCCUUCCAGAGCAGCAGAAUGACACCUCGAUUCAGUCGAACGCCGAGACGGAAAACUCAGCCGAAACAGCUGAGAUGGAUGGAGAUGUGGACAUGGACGAUGCCGAGGACGACGAUUCCAGACUCCAGAGCGAUAUAAAAGCGCAGGUUGAGGCUGAACCAGACCCCCAGCCUUCGCAAUCCGUUGAGCCUUCGUCACUUCCGCAGCCGACAAGUAAUACCGACUCAGCAACGUCCCCCGAACAUCCCUCUGAGCAAGUUAUACCUCCCGCGCCUGCGGGCCCAGCUUAUUACAGCCUCUUCAGCAACCCGCCCAACCUCGGGUGGAUCAGGCAGGUUCUCUUUGAGCUUAAGGAUGCCGUGGAAAUGAGCGUGGAGGAGUUCCACACGUACUGGCCGUUUAUAGAUAACGUUUGGGUGAAGCAGAGGUCAAACUCAACCAAGGACGGUCUUACGACUACCGAUUACUACAUGUGCCGACUACGGAGGGCGACUUGCAGACCGAACCCGUCAAGACCGCUGCCUGAGGGAAAGAGGGCGAGGAAGAAGAUGGUCAGGCAAGGGAAUCAGUGCAACGUACAAAUUAAGGUGGUGAAGUUUGACGGCGCUUAUUCUGCUGUUACGAUAACAAGGACGCCGGGUAGCAGUCGGACGCAUUCGCAUGAUCUGGAUCACAUUGAUAAGGUGAAGAGGAAUUCGGGCCUGAUAGAGUUUUGCAGGAAGGAAGCUGAGAAGGGCUACUUGCCAUCGUCUAUAUUUGCAAAGUUACGCGAGGAGCCGGAUAAACUGAUGGCUGCCGGUGGGAAAUUCUUCAGCGUCACCGAUGCCCGCAACGUCUCUGCUAAGUGGCGCGCUUUACAUCCCGAUGUCAAAUUGAGGGAACAUGAAGGUUAUCAUUAUCAGCAGGGCUAUGGUAUCAUGCGCAUUCAAGGCCCCGUACUGGAGCAUCGUAAUGGAAUGAUGCAACACGAGCCGCAAAACUCUCGUUACGAAAUUCCUCCCGAUGCGCUAAGGUUUCCUAGUUAUUCUUUGGAAUUUCUCCAGCCAUAUCUCCCCAGUUACGAGGAGGGUCGACAGUUCCCCUUCGUCACCCUAACGUAUGCAUCUUCCAUGGAUGCUAAGGUGUCUCUUUUCCCCGGCAUACAAACAGCCUUGUCUGGGCCUGAAACGAAGGUCAUGACUCACUAUCUGCGCUCGCGACAUGAUGCUAUCUUAAUUGGGGUUGGAACUGCCAUAGCAGACAACCCUGGCCUAAAUUGCCGGCUGGCGGGCGCAGGCGGCUUUGGGGGAUUAGGCAAAAUGUGGCAACCUAGACCAAUUAUCGUGGACCCAACUGGAAGAUGGCCAGCGGACCCGGAAUGCAGGCUUUUAAAAACUGCCAAGGCGGGGAAGGGCAAGGCGCCGUGGGUCAUCGUCUCUCCUGGAGCAAACAUCCAGCCGGCAAAAGUCCUGACACUCAAGAAUCACGGAGGCGACUACCUACGCAUUGUGGAAUAUAAUCAAAGCUGGCGACUUAGAUGGGAAGCUAUUCUAAGGGCCCUGGGAACCGAGGGAGUCACCAGUGUCAUGAUUGAAGGUGGCGCAACUGUGAUUAGUGAACUACUGAAUCCUGAAUACGUUGACUUUGUCGAUUCGCUUAUAAUUACGCUUGCUCCUACGUUUUUAGGCCGGGGUGGUGUUGGGGUCAGUCCAGACGCGAAAAAAGAUAAUACGGGCAAACCGAUCAGUGCUCUUAAUCCGUAUGAUAUUAAAUGGCAGCCACUAGGUCAGGAUGUUGUUAUGUGCGGCAAGAUACGCGCUCCUCCCCCGCGUAUUGUUUCCGGCAUCGAAGCUGUUGCUCAGGGAAAUGCCCAAGAACAUGCGCAAAAUAACUCGCAGGAAGGUAGUCAAGCAAGAAACAAAGAAAGCGCACAGGGAACUGCUGGGAAUUCUCAAGAAAAUUCGUGAUUCACUUCCGGAUGUUAAUAGGAUUUUUUAAAAUAUUGCCAGGGUGUUUGGUGGGCUAUAUAUAUACAUAUAUGCAUGAAAUGUCUCCGUCAGACAUGACUGGUUUAUUUCAACACACAGUAUACUAUUGGGUAUGGGUAGAUUUCCACUUACCUUGCAACUCCACCUGGAACGUUGCACAUUUCACUCGAGACGAGAAACGACCAUCUAUUCUGCCUCUCGCACUCCUCAGCCAGCUUAUCAAGGUCGAAUAACUCUCCGAUAGGACAUCCCCAGCCUGCGAGGAGCACCCCAUGCAUGCUCCAGUCUUUCGGUGGAGCUGAUGGGACCGAAAGAUUUCAUUGGAUUAGUGCCAAUUGGCUGCAACAUGAGCACAUUUCCACAAUAGAGAUCUGCGAUCUGAGAGGAGAAAGGGGUGGAGGGGGCUCACGAUAUGCUUCAAAAGCUAGAUGAUCGCCUGCUACUGCGGAGAAGUUCUCCCAUAUCCAUUCAAGCACCUCCUCGCUGCGUUCUACCCCUAUUAAAUUGGACGGGUUUUGUUUGGCCAGCUUUUCCAGUUCAUCCAUUGAUAGCUGGUUAAAUGCCUUCAUAUAUCCUAGCGUCAUAAACCGAUAAAGCAUAGGAGGGAAAUGGAGAGAAGAGGAAAGCAUUGUCCUACCAACUCGGAUGAUAAGACUCCACGGCCUACGAUUCCUCUCUCUGCCUAGGCUGUCACGGCCCAAGGAAGAAAAAAAUAGAAAUAAGACCGUCAGAUUAUGCGUAACUCGCAAAGAUUUUUCUCGUCGCAUCAUAUGUAUGCUGAAUUCCGUUGACGGUACUGUCCUUCGAUCUGUGAAUGUCUUCCAUUGUCACGCCGUUAUAGAACCUCUUUUCUUUCUGGUAGCCGAAAUGACGGAGUCCAUCCCCUACACGAGAAGAAGAAUUAGACGGGCCUCGAUUAGCUAUAUUCCUCUUUAUCCGAGCUGCAGCCACACACUGGACAGCUCUGGGAAGAAAGGGGGAAAACUUUCACCGGCUACUACUUUGCGUGUUAAACGUCCAGAAAUCAUCAUUCACUGUCCGAGGCGAUUUGUCGAUGAUCUGCUUGUGGAACACCUGCCGGCUGAAGAAGUGAACUUUGCUUUGGGCGUCCAGCGGCCAGUUUAGCGACACUCUUUGAAAUUAUAAUUAGCUCUCUGUCUUUCAACGUGGGCGAAGAAUCGGGGGGGGUAGCCUUGUGUGGGUGGACCAAUACGAUGAAAGAAUGUAUUUAUUCUUUGUACGUAUUGAUUUUAUCCUUCAGGUAUGCGGACCAAAUCACGGACAAGCAAGCAAAGCAGAUAGCGAACUCGACAGCGGCAAAGAUAUACAUGUACACUACUCCGUACACUACAGGGAAAUCAUAAUAAGCUUCCUCACCUCACACCCGUCUUUAUCUCCUUCACAGCCUCCACCACAAUGGUGUCGGUCUGGCGAUUGAGGCAUCCCAGCUGGUCAUCCUUCCCAUACAAGCCCCAUGCGGAAAAUGGAGGAUCUCCUUUGUUCAAAGGCACGUCGGUGAAUUUGGGGAGGUUGGCUGGGCGUCCUGUCAUUGUGUAUAUAUAUAUUUCUGAAUGGAAUGAACUUCACUAUGUAUUGGGCGGUGUUGUAUACAUGUACUCCGUACAGUGGUGACUCCUGUGACUUUGUAUAUUUUUCACGUAUAUUCAUUCACCCCCGCAUAUGAGAAAUGGAGUAUGGAGUUUCAUGCAGGGAAUAGCUAGAAAUUCCACGAACUGCUCGGGUAUCGCGGUUCGUUGCCGAACUCAGGGCUGGCGGCUUAUCUUUGGGAAUAAACCACCGCGGUAUUUCUAUGAUUACUAGCUAGCAUCCAUGGACCUGUCUAUAUUAUAAUAAGCCCUAAUAUUCAUUCAUGGUGCAGGGUAGCUAGAUACCGGAGGCGGGGAAUGGAUGUAUGGAGUGAAGUAGUUAUAUUUAUUUGACAGCAUAUAACCCCCCAAUGUGGCAGUGUAAUUCACCAUCCCAUUAUCAAUAUGGUUAAUAUCUUGCAUCUUUAAAUUGAUUCUUUGAAUUGCAAGAUCU